Molecule: messenger RNA, 2013 nt
Organism: Erinaceus europaeus (western European hedgehog)
Lineage: Eukaryota; Metazoa; Chordata; Mammalia; Eulipotyphla; Erinaceidae
Gene: CRNN
Product: cornulin
Exons: 2
Coding region: 29-1714 (561 amino acids)
Biological process (GO): regulation of phosphatidylinositol 3-kinase/protein kinase B signal transduction; cellular response to cytokine stimulus; positive regulation of cell cycle G1/S phase transition
Cellular component (GO): cytoplasm
Molecular function (GO): transition metal ion binding; calcium ion binding
Source: RefSeq, a predicted model, not a curated record
CUUUCUCUCUAGAUCCACUGUGAAGAAGAUGCCCCAGCUAUUAAAAAACAUUGGUGGGAUCAUCGACUCUUUUAAGCGCUAUGCUAGGCUAGAGGGAGACUGCACCGUGCUCACCCGGGGAGAGCUGAAAAGGCUCCUGGAAACAGAGUUUUCUGAUGUCAUUGUGAGGCCCCACGACCCAGUCACGGUGAAUGAGAUCCUGCGCCUGCUGGAUGAGGACAAAUCAGGGACUGUGGACUUCAAGGAGUUCCUGGUCCUGACAUUUAAAGUUGCCCAGGCCUGCUAUGAGACGCUAAGCAAGAUCCCUGAGGGCACGUGUGGACUGCAGACAUCGCAAGAGCUAGGAGAUGGACAGAGGAGUGGGGCAGGUACAGGAAGGGCAGAAGAAGGGCAGUGGCAAGAGGGAAGCCUCCAUGGACAGGCUCCCAUGGGGCAGGGAAGGGCUGUGAUUGAGAACCAGGGUGGCAGUGCCACUCAGCUCAGUGGCUAUGAUGAGCUGCCUGAGUCUCAGAGACAGAAGGAGAUCCAGAAGACACAAGCCAGGGGGGAUGGGGAUCAGACCCACAGACCUGAAGGAGAGCAGAGUCAUCAGACUGGAGAGAACCCAUCAAAGAAACAGACACAGUCCAGUCAGCAAGACAGAGUCUGGGAAGGUGCCAGAGUGACAGCAAAGGGAACUCAGGCCCAGGAGGGUGUCACCCAGGCUGGGGAGCAGGACAGGAGCAGUCACACAGGAAGCACUGACACCCAGUCACAAGAGCCCAUGAAUGGCCAGACCACAGGGACUGUGGCCCAUGAUCAAGAAAAAAGCCAGACUAGCCAGGUGGUGGCAGGAGGACACAGUCAGACACAGAUAGGGUCGCACACUCGGGUCACAGAGCAGAACAGAAACCAGACAGGUAGCACUGGCAUGCAGUCACAGGAGUCUGUGAGUGGUCAGACCACAAGGACUGUGACCCAUGAUGGAGACAGGACACAGACUAGCCAGGUAGUGAUAGGAGAACAAGGUCAGACACAGGUAGAUGCCAACCAGACUGUGGAACAGGGUAGGAGUCAGUGGGCAGAAUACACAGGCACCCAGUCACAGGGGUCUAUGAGUGGCCAAACCAGUGGAAAUGUGACCCACAGUCAAGACAGGACCCAGACUAACAAGGUGGUGACAAGAGGACACAGUCAAACACAGACAGGGCCACACUCUCUGACACACACGCAGACUCCACAGCAGAACAGGAACCAGACAGGAAGCACAGGCACCCAGUCACAGGGGCCUAUGAGUGGCCAAACCAGUGGAAAUGUAACCCAAAGUCAAGACAGGACCCAGACUAGCCAGGUGGUGACAGGAGGGCACAAUCAGACACAGACAGGGUCACACACCCAGGCUGUUGAGCAGGGAUGGACCCAGACUACAGGGCAUGAAAGGACUGAACUGGAGGGUUGGACUCAGACACAGUCAAGAAGUGGCCCAAGAUGGGCACAUGUGAGCAACUUUGAGGCUGGGGAGACAGUGCCAAGAGUACAAACCCAGACUGGAGCUGGACCAGGGACAGGAAGACAGGCAGAGAGCAAGACCACCACAACUCAGCAGGAAUGGACAGAUGACCACUCCAGUGAGACUGUGUCCCAAAAGCAGGGCCAGGAGACAGUGCAGAAGGAGGGGAAACCAGGCAUGACAGCCAGUGGGCUCUAUUCCUACUUAAAGAGCACCAACCCCUGAGCAUCCUACCCUGGGCCACAGCGCUAGAACAGGAACAGCAGGAGGUGGCCAGCUCAUCCUGUUGGCAUGUCCCUGGAUACCAGCUCUUAAGCCUGGUGCCUCUCUCUUGGGUCUUUUAAGCCUCAGGUCUCACUCAUUUUGCCAUAUAACCCUGUCAGAAGUAGAAGACAUGGAAAAAAAUGAUUCUUUUAUGUUGAAUUCUCCUCUACGGGUAGGUGUUUCCAGGGCUUCUUGUUGCUUUGCCAACUGUCCACUGUUACAUCUAUUCUAAUGCAUCAAUUAAACCUUCCUAAGCAAUC